CGGCAGAACUGCUCGAGCCUCGAUACGAAUUUCGUCGGAGGGGCCCCGAUAGAGGAAUCGAGAGAUCCAGAGCCACCCCGAACGUAACACUCCCCUGGGCCCGAUCGAGGUCGAAACCGAAAGAAUCGAAUCGCAAGUGAGUGCGCCGACAGUGAAGAGUCAGUUCCUCCCCCUUAAGGAGCUGGUCGAGUUAGCGCGAGGUAACCUCUGGCCAGUAGUGGCUGAUCGUCGGUGCACCAUCGGAGGUUAGGACGUCGUCGACACCGUGGUGGUCGUCGUCGUCGUCGUCGACGUGACGAAACGUUCUGCACCGCGCCGAGAGAGCUACCGGAGCGAGGCGGGGCGAGGCGCGGAGGGCAAAACAUGUCGAACCGUGACCGCGUGUGACCAUCCGCGCCCUAUCGACUACGAGGUGGGCUCGGUCGACCAGCGAGAAGAGGUGCGGACACGAACGAGGAAAACACCAGCGAACGAGGCGGCGAAGGAGCUCGUCCAGGUCACGUGAAAACGUACCGAAGGGAUGGCUGACAGCGAGGGCGGCUCCGAGCAGGAUGACGUAUCCUUCCUCCGCACGGAGGAUAUGGUGUGUCUGUCCUGCACCGCAACGGGCGAAAGGGUUUGCCUCGCGGCCGAGGGUUUCGGUAACAGGCACUGCUUCCUCGAGAACAUCGCAGACAAGAAUAUACCUCCGGAUCUGUCGCAAUGCGUAUUCGUGAUAGAACAAGCUCUCUCGGUGAGAGCGCUGCAGGAAUUGGUUACUGCUGCCGGUUCCGAGACGCAGCAAGAAAGUUUAGGAAAAGGCACCGGAUCCGGGCACAGAACGUUAUUGUACGGCAAUGCUAUUCUGUUGAGGCAUCAGAACAGCGACAUGUAUUUGGCUUGUCUAUCGACUAGUUCGUCCAACGACAAGUUGGCUUUCGACGUCGGUCUGCAACAACAUUCUCAAGGGGAGGCAUGCUGGUGGACGGUGCAUCCAGCGUCGAAACAGAGGUCCGAGGGUGAAAAGGUCCGAGUCGGUGACGACCUCAUUCUAGUAUCCGUGGCCACCGAGAGAUACUUGCACACUACGAAAGAGAACGAUCUGUCGGUGGUGAACGCCUCGUUCCACGUGACCCAUUGGUCGGUGCAACCGUACGGUACUGGGAUCAGCCGAAUGAAGUACGUCGGUUACGUUUUCGGCGGCGAUGUUCUCCGAUUUUUCCACGGCGGUGACGAGUGCCUCACUAUACCGUCGUCCUGGAGCACAUCGACCAACCAAAAUAUAGUGAUCUACGAAGGAGGAAGCGUAAUGAGCCAGGCGCGAUCUUUGUGGAGGCUGGAGCUGGCGAGGACAAAAUGGGCGGGCGGUUUCAUAAAUUGGCUACACCCGAUGAGGAUCAGGCACCUCACCACCGGACGUUAUCUAGGCGUGAAAGAAAACAACGAACUGUAUCUGGUCGAUAGGAACGAGGGGACGAUCGAGACGUCGACGUUCUGGCUGCGACAGGAGAAGGAUGACCAGAAGAUCAUUCUCGAGGAUAAGGACCUCGAAGUCAUCGGUAUGCCGAUUAUCAAGUAUGGUGACUCGACUGUUAUCAUGCAGCAUGCCACUACUUGUCUCUGGGUCUCGUACAAGUCGUACGAGACGAAGAAGAAGGGCGUGGGUAAGGUAGAGGAGAAGCAAGCAGUACUUCACGAGGAAGGAAAGAUGGACGACGGUUUGGACUUCUCCCGGUCGCAAGAAGAGGAGUCACGCACGGCGCGAGUAAUUCGAAAGUGCAGCAGCUUGUUCACGCAGUUCAUCACAGGCCUAGAGACGCUGCAAGUAGAUAGAAGAGCGUCUAUGUUCUUCCAAAAUGUCAAUCUGAACGAAAUGGUGAUGUGUCUGGAAGACUUGAUUAAUUAUUUUGCUCAACCCGAGGACGACAUGGAACACGAGGAGAAACAGAACAGGUUCCGUGCUCUGAGGAAUCGUCAGGACCUGUUCCAAGAGGAGGGUAUACUGAAUCUCAUUCUGGAGGCCAUCGACAAGAUCAACGUAAUCACAUCGCAAGGUUUCCUCGUGGCGCUUUCGGGCGACGAGAGCGGCCAGGCCUGGGACCAAAUAUCCGGAUACCUGUAUCAGCUGCUAGCCGCCAUCAUCAAGGGAAAUCACACGAACUGCGCGCAAUUCGCCAACAGCAAUCGUUUGAACUGGCUGUUCAGUCGCCUUGGCUCGCAGGCGUCCAGCGAGGGCACUGGGAUGCUGGACGUCCUCCACUGUGUCCUCAUCGACUCGCCAGAGGCUCUGAACAUGAUGAGGGACGAACACAUCAAAGUCAUCAUCUCGCUGCUGGAGAAGCACGGAAGGGACCCAAAAGUCUUGGACGUCCUUUGCUCGCUGUGCGUGGGUAACGGCGUCGCGGUUCGAUCGUCGCAGAACAACAUAUGCGACUUCCUGCUGCCAGGGAAGAAUCUUCUCCUUCAAACCCAGCUGGUGGACCACGUGGCCAGCAUCAGACCGAACAUAUUCGUCGGCAGAGUCGAGGGAUCGGCGCUUUAUCAGAAGUGGUACUUCGAAGUCACCGUCGACCACAUCGAGCAGACCACGCACAUGAUGCCUCAUUUGAGAAUAGGCUGGGCGAACACGGCAGGGUACAUGCCGUAUCCAGGAGGAGGCGAAAAAUGGGGUGGCAACGGCGUGGGCGACGAUCUUUACUCGUUCGGUUUCGAUGGCGCGCACCUGUGGACCGGUGGCAGGAAAACUCAGGUGGUCCUCAACGCCACGGAGCCUUACAUCAGGAAGAGCGACGUGAUCGGGUGCGCUUUGGAUCUGACGGUUCCGAUCAUCACGUUCACCUUCAACGGAGCGCCCAUCCUUGGAUCGUUCAGAAACUUCAACCUGGACGGGAUGUUCUUCCCCUCGAUCAGUUGCUCCUCGAAACUGUCCUGCAGAUUCCUCCUGGGAGGCGACCACGGUCGUCUAAAGUUCCAGCCCCCUGAAGAAUUUUCGCCCUUGGUGGAGAGUCUGUUGCCCCAGCAGAUCCUGUCGCUGGACCCUUGCUUCUAUUUCGGGAACAUGAACAAGGUGGUGUUGGCUGGCCCGUGGCUGGUCGAAGAUGACACCGCUUUCGUCCCCGCGCCGGUCGACACGUCCAUGAUCAACCUGCCGUCCUACGUCGAACAGAUCAGGGACAAACUGGCGGAGAACAUCCACGAGAUGUGGGCGAUGAACAAGAUCGAGGCCGGAUGGAUCUACGGGGAGCACAGGGACGACCUGAGGAAGAUUCAUCCCUGCAUCGUGCAGUUCGAGAGGCUACCGGCUGCGGAGAAACGCUACGACACACAACUGGCCGUGCAGACGCUGAAGACCAUCUUGGCCCUGGGAUAUUACAUAACCAUGGACAAACCACCGUCCAGAAUAAAGACCUUGAGGCUUCCGAACGAACCCUUUAUGCAGAGCAGCGGUUACAAGCCAGCUCCUCUGGACCUCACCGCCAUCUCGCUCACUCCAAAGAUGGAGGAACUGGUGGAUCAGCUGGCAGAGAACACACACAAUUUGUGGGCGAAGGAGAGGAUCAGCCAAGGCUGGACUUACGCGCUGAACGAAGACUCCGAGAUGAGGAGGAGCCCUCAUCUGGUGCCGUAUCCGAAAGUAGACGAAGCCAUCAAGAAAGCUAAUCGCGACACCGCCAGCGAAACCGUCAGGACGCUGUUAGUUUACGGAUACAUGCUGGAACCACCCACAGGGGAGCAGCACGAAGCGCUACUGCUGGAGGCGAGCAGACUACGACAAUCGUCCUUCAGGACCUAUCGAGUCGAGAAACACUAUGCUGUAAGCAGCGGAAAGUGGUACUUCGAGUUCGAGGUUCUAACCGCUGGUCCAAUGCGCGUAGGUUGGGCCAAAGCUGAGUGUAUGCCUGGAAGCAUGCUGGGAAGCGACGAGAACACUUGGGCUUUCGACGGUUACAACGAGGAAAAAGUAUACUCGGGCACAGCCGAAACAUUUGGCAAACAAUGGCAGGUUGGAGACGUUGUCGGGGUAUUCCUGGAUCUAAUUGACCGAACGAUUAGCUUUUCUCUCAACGGAGAAUUGCUGAUGGACGCGCUCGGUGGUGAAACGUCUUUCGCCGACGUGCAGGGCGACUGUUUUGUCCCAGCUUUCACGCUCGGGGUUGGCCAAAAAGCGAAAUUAACAUUCGGACAGGACGUCAACACUCUCAAGUUCUUCACGACUUGCGGUUUGCAAGAAGGAUACGAGCCAUUUUGCGUAAAUAUGAAUCGCCCGGUGACAUUUUGGUUCACGAAGGAUCAGCCGAUCUUCGAGAACACGGACGACAUGGCCGACACGAGGAUAGACGUCGCCAGAAUACCAGCCGGUUCCGAUACUCCGCCAUGCCUGAAGAUCUCCCACAACACCUUCGAGACCAUGGAAAAAGCGAACUGGGAAUUCCUACGAUUGUCGUUGCCAGUCAUCUGUCAGUCGACGUUCGUCUCCGAGAGUGAGAAGUUACGAAGAUGGCAAGAGAUCAAGAUGCGUCAGAACAGACUGCUGUCCGAGCAAGUGGAACAAGCGCAACAGGCCGCGCCAUCGGCUCACAUGGAGCAGAUCAUGAAGUCUGGCUUCAGCAUGAGUGACAUUAAAGGAUUGCAGAGGAACUAUUCAGAGGAUGCAGUGGAAGCUGACGAAAUGAUGAAGGAGUCGCCGUUGCCCAUGCAGAGAAACAAACCCACCAGACCUCCUAGAAAAGGUUCCCUUUAUGGUUCGAGGGUUGGGAACAUGGAGAACGCCAUCAGCGAGACUGAGAUGAACGGAUACGGCGACAUGAACGGCGACGUGAAGGAUGACAAGAAGAAGCGUGGGCGUUCACCGUUCCGCAAACUUAGCAAAGAGAUGGAGGAUGCACCGUUCUUCUCGCGCAAAGCGAAGUCCCCGGACGCGAAAUCGAAAACGCCCGAACCACCGGUGCGCUCCGACGUCUCCGACAAAAGCACCAAAACUCUGCAGAUGAACAAAGCAAGUAGCCGGCCACCUCAAGUUCGCAUAUCAAACACGGACUUGAAGGUGAUACCACCGCAGAUCCCGGAACGCAACGCUCCGAAAGCGAUGUCCGUUUUGAGCGGAUCUGGCGUCGAGGCGAUUGGGAACGAAAUAUACGACGCAGAGUGUCUGAAGCUGAUGAACGAGUACUUUUACGGGGUGAGGAUCUUCCCUGGACAGGACCCAACUCACGUUUACGUUGGUUGGGUCACGUCUCAAUACCACCUACACACCAAGGACUUCAAUUUGUCUCGCGUGAGAAAGGGAUCGGUGGUCAUCACCGACGACUACGAACGUCCCGUGGAACAAGUGGACAGACAGAGUUGUUACAUGGUGAGAGCAGACGAGCUCUACAACGAAGUCACGCAGGAUGCUUCCGGUAAAGGAGCGUCCCAGGGAAUGUUCGUCGGUUGUUUCGUGGACACAGCUACAGGUUGGGUGUCCUUCACCUGCGAGGGCAAGGAGACCAGCCACAAGUUCAAAAUGGAACCGGACACGAAGCUGUUCCCCGCCAUCUUCGUGGAGGCCACCAGCAAAGAGAUACUUCAAAUCGAGCUAGGCAGAACCUCGACCACGCUGCCGUUGUCCGCGGCCGUUUUGCAGAACUCUGAACGCCACGUUAUCCCGCAGUUCCCGCCCAGGUUGAAGGUGCAAUGCUUGAAACCCCACCAGUGGGCCAGAGUGCCCAAUCAGUCGCUCCAGGUGCACGCUUUGAAGCUCUCCGACAUCAGAGGCUGGUCCAUGCUGUGCGAGGACGCGAUAUCGAUGCUGGCCCUGCACAUCCCCGAGGAGGACAGGUGCAUCGACAUUUUGGAGCUCAUCGAAAUGGACAAAUUACUCAGCUUCCACGCGCACACCCUGACGCUGUAUGCAGCUCUGUGCUAUCAGUCGAACUACAGAGCAGCCCACGCUCUGUGCCAACACGUCGACCAGAAACAACUGUUGUACGCUAUCCGAGCAGAGUACAUGUCCGGGCCCCUACGACAAGGAUUCUACGACCUGCUGAUCGCUCUGCACCUCGAGUCGCACGCAACGACGAUGGAAGUGUGCAAGAACGAGUACAUUAUUCCUCUAGGUCAGGAAUUGAAGGAGUUAUACGAAAACGAAGAGAUGAGGCACAGCCUCAGGUACCUGGAGACCGAGUCCGUUCGUCCCCAGAUGAAAAUGACGGACAUCAGCGACCAAACGAUCGAGAACAUAAGGAGCCUCUACAGUCCGCACUUCCCGCUGGACGUGGUGCGAGAUUACGUGAUGGAGGCUUUAAACGAAGCCGUCGAGGUCAAUCAAGUUCACAAUCGAGACCCGAUCGGCGGCAGCAAUGAGAAUCUUUUCCUGCCGCUUUUGAAACUCGUUGAUAGACUACUCCUAGUUGGAAUGCUUAGGAACGAAGAUAUCAUGAAGCUUCUCAUCAUGAUUCAUCCUGAAACUUGGGACCCUACGUUCGACAAAGAGGGAAAAGACGAGCACAAGAAGGGACUACUCCACAUGAAAAUGGCGGAGGGAGCGAAGCUGCAGAUGUGCUACCUGCUUCAUCAUCUGAACGACAUCCAGCUACGACAUCGCGUCGAGUCCAUCAUCGCCUUCAGCCACGACUUCGUUGGCGACCUGCAGUCCGACCAGCUUCGUCGUUACAUCGAGAUCAAGCAGUCCGAUUUACCGUCGGCGGUGGCCGCCAAGAAGACCAAGGAGUUUCGGUGCCCUCCUCGCGAGCAGAUGAACUCGAUUCUGAGCUUCAAGAACAUGGACUUCGCGGACGAUCCGGACAACGUGCCCUGCGGAGAGGAUCUGAUAGGCAGGAUGAACGAAUUCCACACCAAUCUGAUGUCUUACGUGUCCCUGCACGCGCUUCAAGACGCUGCUGACGCCGCCAACGAGCCGGAAGAAGACGUUCAGAAGCCUGGCGCUAUGAAGAAACUGUUCAACUUCAUCAACGCUGUGAAAGAGUUGGAGGAGGAGCCCAAGCCAGAACCUGAACCGGAAAGGAAGACUCCGGAAGAGGUGUUCCGUAAAGUCCUCAUAUCGACCAUCGUUAGCUGGGCCGAGGAAUCCCAGAUCGAGACUCCGAAGUUGGUUCGAGAGAUGUUCAGUCUAUUGGUGCGUCAGUACGACACCGUGGGCGAACUGAUCAGAGCUCUGGAGAAGACGUACGUGAUCAACAGUAAAACGAGAGACGACGCUGCCCUGAUGUGGGUCGGUCUGAGCCAGAUUCGCGCGUUGCUGCCCGUCCAAAUGUCUCAGGAGGAAGAGGAGCUGGUCAGAGAGCGACUCUGGAAGUUGGUGAACAAUCACACCUUCUUCCAGCAUCCGGAUCUGAUCAGAGUGCUGAGGAUUCACGAGAACGUGAUGGCGAUCAUGAUGAACACGCUGGGCAGACGCGCGCAGGCUCAGUCUGACGCUCAGACGCAGCCUCAAACCACGGAAGGCGAACCAGCUUCCAAGGAAAAGGACACGUCUCACGAGAUGGUGGUAGCCUGCUGUAGAUUCCUUUGCUAUUUCUGUCGCACGUCCAGGCAGAACCAGAAGGCGAUGUUCGAUCAUUUCGACUUUCUCUUGGAGAACAGUAAUAUUUUGCUGUCGAGGCCAUCUUUGAGAGGAUCCACGCCCUUGGACGUGGCUUACUCCUCGCUGAUGGAGAACACGGAACUCGCGUUGGCGCUCAGGGAACACUAUCUCGAGAAAAUCGCCAUCUAUUUGUCCCGUUGUGGCUUGCAAUCGAACUCUGAACUCGUGGAGAAAGGUUACCCUGAUCUGGGAUGGGAUCCGGUGGAGGGUGAACGAUAUUUGGACUUCUUGAGAUUCUGCGUUUGGGUUAACGGCGAAAGCGUCGAGGAAAACGCAAAUCUGGUGAUACGUUUGCUGAUCAGAAGACCAGAAUGUUUGGGACCAGCCCUUCGAGGUGAGGGCGAAGGUUUAUUGAGGGCCAUCAUAGACGCCAACAAAAUGUCCGAACGCAUCGCUGAUCGACGAAAAGUGCACGACGAAGCGGAAGGUACAUCAAUGAUGCAGUUCGAGCAUCCCCUCCCAGAAUCAGACGACGACGAAGACUACAUAGACACUGGAGCAGCGAUCUUGAACUUCUACUGUACCCUGGUAGAUCUAUUAGGACGCUGUGCUCCUGAUUCGUCCGUUAUCGAACAAGGGAAGAACGAGUCUCUGAGAGCAAGGGCUAUUCUGCGUUCUCUGGUGCCCCUCGACGACCUACAGGGUGUCCUGUCUCUGAGGUUCACCCUGCUGAAUCCAGCGGCUGGCGAAGAAAAACCAAAGAGCGACAUGCCGUCAGGUUUGAUCCCAGGACACAAGCAAAGCAUCGUCCUGUUUUUGGAACGCGUUUACGGCAUCGAAACGCAGGAGCUGUUCUUCAAGAUACUCGAGGAAGCUUUCUUGCCCGACCUGAGAGCCGCCACUAUGCUCGACAGGAACGAUGGUUACGAAUCCGACAUGGCCCUGGCGAUGAACCGUUACAUAGGAAACAGUAUUCUGCCUCUGCUGAUCAAGCAUUCCAAAUUCUACAACGAGGCGGACAAUUACGCCAGCUUACUGGACGCCACGCUGCACACCGUCUAUAGAUUGAGCAAGAACAGAAUGCUAACGAAGGGUCAGCGAGAGGCUGUGUCGGACUUCCUCGUGGCACUGACCAGCCAAAUGCAACCCAGCAUGCUGUUGAAGCUACUCCGAAAGUUGACCGUGGACGUGUCCAAGCUCUCGGAAUACACUACGGUCGCUCUACGGUUGCUGACUCUGCAUUACGAUCGUUGCGCAAAAUACUACGGAUCGACCGGUGGGCAAGGCGCGUACGGUGCAUCGAGCGACGAAGAGAAACGUUUGACCAUGGUUCUCUUCAGCAACAUAUUCGACUCGCUGUCUAAAAUGGACUACGAUCCGGAAUUGUUUGGAAAGGCUCUGCCUUGUCUCACGGCCAUUGGUUGUGCUCUGCCGCCCGAUUAUUCCUUGUCUAAGAACUACGACGACGAGUGGUACGGAAGCAAAUCCGCGUCCACGCAAUCGCCCGAUGGACCCUACAAUCCGCAACCAAUCAACACCUCUAGCGUGGUUCUCAACAACGAUCUUAAUCAAAUCGUACAAAAGUUCUCCGAGCAUUAUCACGACGCUUGGGCCAGCCGGAAGCUAGAAAACGGUUGGACUUAUGGCGAACAGUGGUCAGAUGCAAAUAAAACUCAUCCUAGACUGAAACCGUACAACAUGCUGAACGAUUACGAGAGGGAACGCUACAAAGAACCGGUCAGGGAGAGCUUGAAAGCUUUGUUGGCUAUAGGAUGGAGCGUUGAACACGCCGAGGUGGACGUACCUUCGACCAAUCGUAGUUCUAUGAGACGAUCAUCGAAAAGUCAAGGUGAUGCUGCAAAUCCGUUUAAUUACAAUCCUCAUCCGGUCGAUAUGACGAACCUGACGCUGAGCAGAGAGAUGCAGAACAUGGCCGAGCGUCUCGCAGACAACGCACACGACAUCUGGGCCAAGAAGAAGAAGGAAGAGCUCAUCACUUGCGGAGGUGGCAUCCACCCACAGUUGGUACCGUACGAUCUGCUCACCGACAAAGAGAAACGAAAGGAUCGCGAACGUUCCCAGGAGUUCCUCAAGUAUUUGCAGUAUCAAGGAUACAAGCUUCACAAACCUAAUCGAGGCGGUGAAUCCGAGGUUACUACCGCUGGUGCCUCCGUGGAACUACGAUUCGCCUACUCGUUGCUGGAGAAACUGAUAGCUUAUUUGGACAAAGCGACGAUCAACAUGAAACUGUUGAAACCGUCCGACACGUUCAGUCGACGCAACAGUUUCAAGACAUCCACGCGGGACAUCAAGUUCUUCAGCAAGGUGGUCCUGCCGUUGAUGGAGAAGUAUUUCAGCACUCACAGGAAUUAUUUCAUCGCCGUGGCCACGGCUACCAACAACGUCGGGGCAGCGUCCUUGAAGGAGAAGGAAAUGGUGGCAGCCCUUUUCUGCAAAUUGGCCAGCUUGCUCAGGUCCAGACUCGCUGCUUUCGGGCCUGACGUUAGGAUCACCGUCCGUUGUCUUCAGGUGCUGGUCAAAGGCAUAGACGCGAAGAGCUUGGUGAAGAACUGCCCCGAGUUCAUUCGAACGUCCAUGUUGACCUUCUUCAACAACACCGCUGACGAUCUGGGGCACACGAUCCUGAAUCUUCAAGAGGGCAAAUACAGCCACCUCAGAGGCACGCACUUGAAAACCUCGACGUCCUUGUCGUACAUCAACAGCGUCGUCUUACCGGUACUCACAGCCAUGUUCGAUCAUCUGGCUGCAUGCGAGUAUGGCAGCGAUCUGUUACUGGACGAAAUUCAAGUGGCGUCCUACAAAAUGCUGGCGUCCCUGUACACCCUGGGCGUGGAUUCGUCCCUGACGCACGACAGAAAGUACUUGAAGACGGAGAUCGAACGCCACAAGCCUAACUUGGGCUCCUGUCUGGGCGCGUUUUCGAGUUGCUUCCCCGUAGCCUUCCUGGAGCCGCAUCUGAACAAGCACAAUCAGUUUUCCCUUCUGAAUCGUAUCGCCGACCAUUCCUUGGAAGCCCAGGACAUAAUGUCGAAGAUGGAGUCGAGCAUGCCAACGCUGGAAACGAUCCUGGGAGAGGUUGAUCAGUUCGUCGAGUCCGAUAAGACCUACAACGAUCUUCCACAGGUGGUCGACGUCAUUCUGCCUCUGCUUUGCUCCUAUUUGCCCUUCUGGUGGUCACAGGGACCGGACAACGUGAAUCCAACGGAGGGAACGUACGUUAGCAUGGUCACCAGCGAUCACAUGAACCAGCUUCUGAAGAAUGUUUUGAAAUUGACCAAGAAGAACAUUGGCAACGAGAACGCUCCGUGGAUGACACGUAUCGCCGCGUAUACUCAACAGAUCAUCAUCAACUCGUCGGAGGAGCUGCUGAAGGAUCCCUUCUUGCCACUCGCUGAACGCGUCAGGAAACGCACCGAUAACAUGUUCCACAAAGAAGAAUCUUUACGAGGUUUUAUCAAAUCGUCCACCGACGAUACGUCGCAGGUCGAGGCUCAGAUUCAGGAGGACUGGCAACUCUUGGUUCGCGAUAUCUACUCGUUCUAUCCUCUUCUGAUCAAGUACGUCGAUCUGCAGAGGAAUCACUGGCUGAGGAAUAACAUCUCCGAGGCCGAGGACCUUUACAAUCACGUGGCGGCGAUAUUUAACAUUUGGUCCAAGUCCCAGUACUUCUUGCGGGAGGAACAGAACUUCAUAUCCGCGAACGAGAUCGAUAACAUGGUGCUCAUUAUGCCAACGGCGACCAGGAGGCCUGCCGCUAUUUCCGAUGGAACUGCACCAUCCGGCGGAGGCAAGAAAAAGAAGAAACACCGUGACAAGAAGAGGGACAAGGACAAAGAGGUGCAAGCGUCCUUGAUGGUAGCCUGCUUGAAGAGGCUGCUACCAGUCGGUUUGAACUUGUUCGCUGGACGCGAGCAGGAGCUGGUGCAGCAUUGCAAGGACAGGUUUCUGAAGAAGAUGCCGGAAUACGACAUCGCCGAGUUCGCCAAGACGCAGCUGACGUUGCCGGACAAGAUCGAUCCAGCCGAUGAGAUGUCCUGGCAGCAUUAUUUGUAUUCCAAGUUGGGCCAGAAGAAGGACUCCAUGGAACCGGUUAAGGCGCAGCAAUUAGAGGACGUCGUUGCAAGGAUCACCGACAUGGCCAAAGUUCUUUACGGUCUUCACAUGAUAGAUCAUCCGCAACAGCAGAGCAAGGGUCAAUAUCGAUCCGUGGUGUCGAUACAACGUAAACGAGCGGUGAUCGCUUGUUUCCGUCAAACUUCCCUACAUUCCUUGCCCAGGCAUCGGGCUAUAAACAUUUUUGCGAGAACGUACUACGAGCUCUGGUUGCAGGAUGAGAACGUCGGUCAAGAAGUUAUGAUUGAAGACCUUACGCAAUCUUUCGAGGACGCAGAACUGAAGAAGAUGGACAAAGCCGAGGAUGAGGGAAAACCAGAUCCUCUGACGCAACUCGUAACAACAUUCUGCCGUGGCGCCAUGACAGAACGGUCCGGUGCUCUUCAAGAGGAUCCCUUGUACAUGAGUUACGCUCAAAUUAUAUCGAAAUCUUGCGGCGAGGAGGAAGAGGAAGGCGAAGACGAGGGUGGGGGAGGUGAAGAGGAAGGGGGUGCCUCGAUCCACGAACAAGAAAUGGAGAAGCAGAAGCUUCUCUUCCACCAAACGCGUCUGGCGAAUCGCGGUGUGGCGGAGAUGGUGUUGCUUCAUAUAUCAGCCUGUAAAGGAUUGCCCAGCGAGAUGGUUAUGAAGACCUUGGAACUGGGAAUCUCCAUUCUACGCGGCGGUAACAUAGAGAUCCAACGAGGAAUGCUGAACCACUUGAAGGAGAAGAAGGACGUGGGAUUCUUCACCUCGAUCGCUGGUUUGAUGAAUUCUUGCAGCGUCCUGGACCUGGACGCGUUCGAAAGGAACACGAAAGCUGAAGGACUCGGUGUUGGUUCUGAGGGUGCAGCUGGUGAGAAGAACAUGCACGACGCAGAGUUCACGUGUGCUCUGUUUCGAUUCAUCCAACUGACUUGCGAGGGUCACAAUCUUGACUGGCAGAACUAUCUGAGAACGCAGGCUGGUAACACGACAACCGUGAACGUGGUCAUUUGUACCGUCGAUUACCUUCUGCGACUUCAGGAGUCCAUCAUGGACUUCUAUUGGCACUACUCCAGCAAGGAGCUCAUCGACCCUGCUGGCAAGGCUAACUUCUUCAAAGCCAUAGGCGUUGCCAGUCAAGUCUUCAACACCCUCACCGAAGUGAUCCAGGGACCUUGUGCACAGAAUCAACAGGCACUGGCGCACUCUCGAUUGUGGGACGCCGUUGGUGGAUUCCUCUUCCUGUUCUCUCAUAUGCAAGACAAACUAUCGAAGCACUCGAGUCAAGUGGAUCUUCUGAAGGAGUUGUUGAACUUGCAGAAAGACAUGAUCACCAUGAUGCUGUCUAUGCUGGAAGGUAACGUUGUAAAUGGAACGAUCGGAAAGCAGAUGGUGGACACGUUGGUAGAGUCUGCGGGCAACGUGGAAUUAAUUCUCAAGUACUUCGACAUGUUCCUGAAGCUGAAGGACCUGGUAUCGUCCCCCAGCUUCCUGGAAGUGGACCUCAACAGCGAUGGCUGGGUGUACCCCAAGGAUUUCAAGGAGAAAAUGGAACAGCAGAAGAGUUACACAGACGAGGAGAUCGAGUUUCUACUGGCCUGUUGCGAGACGAACCACGACGGCAAGAUCGACUACGUGGCCUUCAUGGACCGUUUCCACGAGCCAGCGAAAGAGAUCGGCUUCAAUCUUGCCGUUUUGCUCACCAACUUGUCCGAGCACAUGCCCAACGAGCCCAGACUGGCGAGGUUCCUCGAAACAGCUGGCUCAGUAUUGAAUUACUUCGAGCCUUUCCUCGGCAGGAUCGAGAUCCUGGGUGGCAACAAGAAGAUCGAGCGUGUCUACUUCGAGAUCAAGGAGUCGAACAUCGAGCAAUGGGAGAAGCCGCAGAUCAAAGAGUCGAAGCGAACGUACUUCUACAACACCGUCGUGGAGGCAGGGGAGAAGGAGAAGCUGGAGACCUUCAUCAACUUCUGCGAGGAUGCCAUCUUUGAGAUGCAACACGCGAGCGCGUUGAUGGCCGUGGAAGAAAGUGGAGGAAUCGGAAAAGCGAGAGAGUCGUCCUACACUUACAUGACGGACGACGACGAGGAGAGGAACAAGGAUCCUAUCAGAAGAGGCAUUCAGACAUUCAAGGACAGUAUUUACUUCUUCUUCUCCAUAUUCUCGCCCAGCAACAUCAAGAACAAGAUCGCCGAGAUGCAACAGAUGACGAUACUGGAACUCUUCAUCGGAUUCUUCAAAAUGAUAUUCUACGCGUUCUACUAUUCCGGGUUCGGGUUUGGCUGUAUACUUGGGUACUUUAUGAGGCUGCUGUUGGCAUUGAUGAAGGGACCGCACGUGGAGGAGCCUGUCGUCGAGGUGAAGGAAGAGGAAGAGAAACCCUCGAGACAUCUACCCGCCUUGCCACCGACGCCGGACGAGUCUAACUUACAGGUGCAAGCCUUCGGAAUGGAUAUAACGAAAGAGGAAGGCGGCCAGAUAAAGAUCGCGCCGCACGAAUCGGCAGCUUCGACUCCGCAAUCGAGCAUCGAGGAAACUGGAGAGAGCACGCCGGAAGAGGCUGCUGGAGAAGAAGGUGCGAGGGCGGAAGCUGGUACCGGGGACUCGGAAGCUCCCGUUUCCUUGGCCGACUUGCUAGGUGGCGAACAGGCUAGAGCUCAGGCUGCAGCAGCUGCGGAAGCAGCAGCCGCGCAACAAGCAGCAAUGGCUGCUGUAGAAGCUGAGGCGAAACACGAAACGACCACGGAGACGUCGUCCUCUAGCAUCGACUUCUCCGAGUACACGCAUCGUAUCGUAUCCUUCUUGGCUAGGAACUUCUACAACUUGAAAUACGUCGCUCUGGUCCUCGCUUUCUGCAUCAAUUUCAUGUUGCUGUUCUACAAGGUGUCGUCUUUGGCUGGCGACUCGGACGAGGAGGGCAGUGGUCAAGUGAUGGCGGACAUAUUGGCAGAGAUGUCUGGCGAGGGUCCAUCUGGUUCCGGAAGUGGCAGCGGGGUGGAAAUGGGAAGCGGUAGCGGGGAGGACGAAUCGGAGGAAGAGGAGGACGCGUACGCGUUGGAAUACGUGGAAGUGUCCGAGGAUUUCUAUUACAUGGCUCACGUUAUGAGGCUCAUGGCGUGUUUACAUUCGAUCGUCUCGCUUGCUAUGCUUGUCGCCUACUAUCACCUCAAGGUGCCGCUGGCCAUCUUUAAACGGGAAAAGGAAAUCGCGCGAAGGGUGGAAUUCGACGGUCUGUACAUCGCCGAGACACCGGAAGAGGACGACAUCAAGGCACACUGGGACAAGAUGGUGAUAUCGGCGAAAACCUUCCCCGUGAAUUACUGGGACAAAUUCGUGAAGAAGAAAGUUCGACAGAAGUACAGCGAGACCUACGACUUCGACUACAUCAGCAAUCUGCUUGGUAUGGAGAAGACUUCGUUCAGCCAACAGGAAGAGGAGGGUUCUGGUUUGAUACACUUCAUUGUAAAUAUCGACUGGAGGUAUCAGGUUUGGAAGGCCGGUGUCACCAUCACGGACAAUGCAUUUUUGUACAGUUUGUGGUACUUCAUCUUCUCGAUCCUCGGGAAUUACAACAACUUCUUCUUCGCGGCCCACUUGCUGGACGUGGCGGUUGGAUUCAAGACGCUACGAACGAUCUUGCAAUCCGUUACGCACAACGGCAAACAAUUGGUGCUGACGGUGAUGUUGCUGACUAUCGUGGUCUACAUAUACACGGUCAUAGCGUUUAACUUCUUUAGGAAAUUUUAUAUCCAAGAGGAAGACGACGAGGUGGACAAGAAGUGUCACGACAUGUUAACGUGCUUCGUGUUCCACUUGUACAAAGGUGUCAGAGCUGGUGGUGGUAUCGGUGACGAGAUUGGAGAACCCGAUGGCGACGACUACGAAGUCUAUCGUAUCAUGUUCGACAUCACUUUCUUCUUCUUCGUUAUUGUUAUUUUGCUGGCUAUUAUUCAAGGUUUGAUUAUCGACGCGUUCGGUGAGCUUCGAGACCAGCUCGAGAACGUUAAGACAAACAUGGAGAGCAACUGCUUCAUAUGUGGCUUAGGAAAGGAAUAUUUCGACACGGUUCCCCAUGGAUUCGAUACGCACGUUCAACAGGAGCAUAAUCUUGCUAAUUAUAUGUUCUUCCUCAUGCACUUAAUCAACAAACCAGACACCGAGUACACCGGUCAAGAGACGUACGUGUGGAACAUGUAUCAGCAAAGGUGUUGGGACUUCUUCCCGGUCGGUGAUUGCUUCCGCAAACAGAACGAAGCGGUAGAGGACGAGGCCAAGAAGAAAUAAAAUUCUUUAGCUCGUGUAGUUGUACACGCGUCUGGACGACCAAUCGAUCGUUACUCGAUGAGGAAGAUUUCUUUCCCUGAAACGUCUUCGAUAAUCGUAGUCUCUAACUUCUUCACGCAAAAAGGGAUGCAUUAAUAACAUUUGACUACCUAAGAUCGAACUUUAGGGAGCUACGUUUUCGCUCGUACGCUGCUUAGAUAGACCGGAACGUUUUGCAUUCGACAUUUAUCGUUACCUCGAGUCUUGCGCCAAGUUUUUAAGCCGCGCGUAGAGCGCGUUGUCAUUAAAAAAAAAAAAAUCUUACAGAGUCGCGUGCGCGCGUACGAGCGAAUCAGGCUGGGAGACUGGUGAAAUAUUUUUCCAACCUAUUUUUCCAACUUUGUAAGGGUGACUGGAUCGUAUAACCAACAGUUUCCUCCUUAGAUAGGUAAUUGCAAAAUGUUGUUAAUCAUUGAUCACGGGAACCGACUGCACAAAUUCUUACAUUAUCAUAAACGUUACGAUUGCCUUCUUUUCAUACGUCGGGCGACCACACUUGUGCAUAAAUAAUUUAACUCAUUAACGUAAUGUUUGAGAUAUACAUACAUAAGAUAAUUACGUAAGUUGAAGGUGUUUAAAGUUUAUAUAAAUUGCGGAAAGAAUCUCUGCGAUCACACGUGGGGAACUUUUUAAAUGAUCAUUGACGACUGAAAUUACGAUAUAAUCAAAGAUGUCAAUACGUUGUAAAUAACGAUCUACGACGAGAUUACCUGAGAAUAAAGAAAGACAUACUUCUUUACUCUGUCCUGAGAUUCUAUCGAUCGACCGUUUCUAA
Colletes gigas is the source of this 16697-nucleotide messenger RNA. It is a transcript of the gene RyR, whose product is annotated as ryanodine receptor. Gene Ontology annotation, cellular component: Z disc; calcium channel complex; sarcolemma. Gene Ontology annotation, molecular function: protein binding; ryanodine-sensitive calcium-release channel activity. The record is from RefSeq and is a predicted model, not a curated record. NCBI's taxonomy places the organism in Eukaryota, Metazoa, Arthropoda, Insecta, Hymenoptera, Colletidae. The coding region runs from base 521 to 15883 and encodes 5120 amino acids. The transcript has 58 exons. Gene Ontology annotation, biological process: intracellular calcium ion homeostasis; calcium ion transmembrane transport.